Messenger RNA from Cladocopium goreaui, 9513 nucleotides. Lineage: Eukaryota; Dinophyceae; Suessiales; Symbiodiniaceae. The record is from the annotation of a GenBank genome assembly.
AUGGAUAGGCUCAUGCUUGUUGAUAUUGUCUAUCAUCACCAUCCAGACUCGAAUGGAGUGACUCACAGACCCACUCUGGUGCGGGAAGUUCAACGCGUUGGUCAUCAGAUUUUGCACCAGCAAAUCUUGCUGGCUGCAGCCGUGCAUCACUAUUGCAUCCUAGUGACCACACAAUGUGCUGUCACAUUCGAUGGUGUUUUGUGGCCUGAAGAUGAACACAGCCCGAGACCUGUGCAUCAUGGUUCAUAUGCCCAAGUCAUAGUGCCACCACCACCCACGCAUGACCUCCCCACCCAAAUGGCUGUAGAGGUUGUUCACCAAACCGUUGAGCAUGAGGACACACAAACAGCCCUCUUUGACCCAGCCAAUGCUGAUGAUGACACCGAAAAUGCAAUUGACACAGAUGAUGCCGACUCUGAUGACAUUCAGCUUACACAAGUGGCUGCGAAAUAUCGCAAUGUUGCCACUUUUCAAACACGUUUGCCUGCAGAUGCCGAUCAUCUUCCACAACGCAAGCUAAAGUGGAAACAUGAUCCACUUGCGCAGAUUGUCGAUGAUCCACCACCCCAGACUGGGCCCCGACCAGAUGAAAGUUCAGAGCCAUGCACGAGUACAACAUCGAAGCCGUCAUUGCCGACGCCUCCGCAACAGAGAAAGGUCACUGCCAACCCAAGCAGAACAUCCACCUUCAGGUUAACGAAUCACGCUGAGGCAAUUGGUGCAAUGCCCACGGAUGAUGACAGACCCACUCAUGCUCCACAACAUACAGGUGACCCAGUUGUAGAGCCACGCACUGCACGGUGCCCGAAGCAGCUCACCAUCACAAGCUUCUUCAGAGCGCCACAGGGUCAGAAGGUUCAAUCUGAAGCCAAGAAGCAGACAACCAUUGGUCAGUUCUUCAAGGUCAAGCCCAACCGAGAAGAACCUGAGCACCGAAGAUGCCUUGAUGUGUUGCCUUCUGCUCCCGACUUACCCAAGCUGGACUCAAUGGUGGUUCCAAUGCACAGUCCAGUCACACACACUCCGGCAGUGCAAGCACGCACAGGCUAUCACCAUGAAGCUGAACCCCCCACUUUUGAAGCGAGGGUCCCAGCUCAACCUGCUAACCCUGCAGUGCCACCACCAAGACCCAUUUGGCAUAUGGAGUUGAACAUCAUCUUCCUCGAGGAAGCCAUCACACACAGACGUGAAGUCGGACCUGAAUUGCCCGUGGAAGUAUGGUACGUGCAUCAUGCCGACAUGCCCAUAUGCCGACACCCCCGCCUGAUCAGAUUGGACGACAUACGUGAUUUGUGGUACGCAGACCUAUGCAAUGCUUGGUUUGACCAACUCCGCAGACACCAGCCGGUCAGAGUCCAUAUAGUCAAGCCGACACCGCCAUAUCAAAUGAGACGUCAAGCAGUUAUCCACAUCAUACUGGAACAAGGGAUGACCCCAGAGAGAGCCGCCAUUUUGCUCACUGUUGCCUUCCAUGGAGGCACCAGAAUGGGCCUCAUGCAGCAAGCAGAAUCAUCCCCAGUGGACACCUGCCCAGAACGCAUCAUUCAAGACCAUGGCCUGCAACCUCAAUGUGAUUUUCGUCCAUGCAACCUGUUCUCAGGUAGGUUCCGUUUUCACCACCACAACACUGAAAGAGUGCCCUCUGGCAUCAGCCUAUUGCUCGAUGUGGGGGACCAUAGGCUCCAAACACAGGCACAAUCCAGCACUGAUGUUCCCAUGCUUGUUGAGCCAAACGACACCACUGAAGUGGAUGAAGCAGACAUCAUGGAUGAUGCAACUGCGUUGAUGCAACGGCCCAGGUACAAAGCGUUUCCCAGACCAACAACAGGCACUGGUCAGGGCAUCCCACCAGCGCCUACCAGUUCUUCAUGGUUCACUAUCUCCCAGCCGAUUGCACCCACAGGUACCAGCCAACACCAGCCGGUCCAAUGGACCACCAUUCAGGUCAGAAACCUUGCAGAUUUCCAUACAAUGCUGCAGUGGUUGUCGAACCGUGCACAACAAGACCGUUGCCAACCGGAUCCUGGUCAAGCCAAAAUUGCCACUUGGUACCUGCAGCCACAAGUGAUGCCACGUAGUGACCACUAUCGUGAUGUCCUGUUGUCUGCCAACCCGUCCCUGUGGCCGAGUGAGGUCCUUCAGCGUUGGGCUGAUUUUUUGCAACCAUCCCAACCUGUUGACCUUUAUGUAGUGCAGCCUGAUCCACCUGGAGGAAUGCCCGAUGUUUUUGCCCAUGUUAUUGUCACCCAAAAUGCACCGCCUGACCAGGCAGCAGCACUAGUCUCUGUUACUGAACUGCUUGAAGACCCGUGGCACCCAUCGAGAUUUGCCCUCUUCUUGCAUAGCCCGGUAACUAGCGAUGCACUAUUUGACCAUGCAGGCAUUCCGCCAGACCAGGUUGCAGCCACACCUGGGCUUAGCGCCUACCAUGGCACAACACACAUACCUCAUGGAAGCUCUUACCCAGUGCACUCGGGUUUUGCCUUCGAAGUGGUCACUGACUCACUUGACUUUGAGGAAGAAGGAAGUGCUCUCCUGCAAAUCCCCCAUGCCUGGCCAGGAAAGGAACACCAAACCCCUGACAUGCCCAAUGCAGCUACUGACCGCAACAGCCAUGCUGUUUGCUGUGAGCAACUCCUGGAGUUCUUGCGACAGCUUGCUAUGGCCAUGCAGCAAAUCACCACAGCUCUUUCCUCCAGAACGGUGGUUUCAAUGAAGCACAUGCAGUCAGAGCCUCACCCAGAGGUAACACAACCCAGCCAUUCCUCACUAUGCAAGGUCCCCCCAGUUGAAGCUGAUGCCGCUCAUUGCACCACACCAAGACUGGGACGACAACCCGACACCCUGCACCGAUGGCAGCACCUAGCUGCCAUCAGACCCAAAGAGGCCCGUCCUAUGGCACCCAUCUUGACGUGGUAUGUGGAUCAUGAGCGCUACCCACAGUGCUUUGCCCCAAGAGAAGUGUUUGUCACUCGCCAUCCACAAGCAUGGAAGCGACUCAUCCUCCAAGCAUGGAAUGACCUUUAUUUGCCUGCCAAUCAGGUUGAAAUCGUCAUCGUCCAGCCAAAUCCAAUCAUGAUGGAAGAACACUUAGUAGCGCAUGUGAUGGUGCUCCAACAGCAAGUGCCAGGAUUCACCACUGCGCUGCUCACCACACUGGACAGUGCUACACCUGGCAUACACAGGCGCCUUGCCACCAUUGCCCCAGCUGAGCUUAGCAGAGCCACGCUACUUGCGCUAGCCUUCCAUCCCCAGGAAUGUGAGCAAGCAUACAACACCUGCGACACAUGGGUUGGGGAAGACGCCCUGGAUGAACAGGCGCCCAUGCAACUCUUGCCAGGGUCAUCAUGCACUGCUGCAUUGCACCGACAUAGGCCAAUACCACCAGGUCAACCAGACCCAUGGAAUAGCAGUACUCCCAAACACUGCCCAUAUCGAGUGACGCUUUGCUUGCAAGCAGCCCUUCCUGCGAAGGCACCACCAGCGCAGGUCAGUCUCGAUGAUGACAGGCCGCAAUUGCUUUGGUUUGCCAAUGAAGCCUGGAAACUUGCCCUUGAAGCUGAACUGCCAUUGACGCUUCUUCCCCUGCCUGAUGGGCUUGUAGUUCCUGAGCAAUCCUACUGGCCAUUGCUCCAACCGCCACCAUUGCCAGAUGCAGCCGACAUGACAUACACACUCUAUCUGGAUGGAGCGGCCAAUGGCCAGGAAGCAGGAUGGAGUGUCAUUGUGAUUGCGAGCAGCCACCAGCAAGAGGCUUUCCUUGGAUGCAUUUAUGGUACUGUACAGCUCAGCCCCCAGCACCCUGACUGGCUAGGGGCAACCACAGCGGACAACAUCUCUGCCGAGCUGUCGGCCAUGGUUGCUGCUCAAAACCUCGCAAUGCGAUGGUCCGGCAACAACCAAUUUUGUAUCCGACCUGACCUUUCGCUCAGCCACACCGUAGCCACAGCCUCAACCACAUGCAAGUCCAACCAGCCCCUUGCUAAGCUAUGUGGAGCUUUGGGUCUUUGGCUAGGCCCCAAAGCGACCAUCCAUGAAGUCAGAGGCCAUCAAGGGCAUGCCUGGAACGAACUAGCAGAUGCCGUUGCAAAGUGGGCAAUGCAGCAACACACUGACCCAAUGACAGGGCAAUUUGUGCAACUGCACCAACUUGCCACCAACCCACACGACGUGGAUUGGGUGUGGAUGCAAACCACGCAUCCUGCAAUUGCAACCUGUUUCCCACCGCUCAGUCAACAGCAGGUUAUGCACUUCACGCAGCCUACCACUAAGCUCGGCAUCUUGCCCACUGAACGCCAAAACAGCGACCAUCAAGAAGCCGGACUGAAAUGGGGCAUUAAGGUUUGUACAACCAACGUUCUAGCAGCAGAGGUCUGGGCCACACACACUGCAGGCACCAAACGUACCGGGCAAAGGACGGUGCGUCUUGACCAGCAAUGGCACCAAGCCAACAUUCAUGUCAUCGGCGUUCAAGAGGCCCGAACGCCACAAGGACGCUACAAUGCACCUCAUUAUCAUAUCCUGGCCUCAGGUGCCAAGUGCAAGAGGGCCCCACUCUAUGGGUGCGAAUUGUGGAUCCACAAAACUUUGCCGAUAGCAACAGACCCUCAAGGGAAACCCAUUGUACUCGGCAAAGCGAUCCUUACUGUCCAGCACGCAGAUCCACGCCGCCUGCUGGUAGAAGCGAAGAUCGGCCAAUAUGUUUAUGCGUUCAUUGUCCUGCAUGCCCCGAGCCUUGCCACAGCAGCACACGACGUUCCGGACCCCAUCGAAGCAGCCACGCAGUGGUGGGAUGAAACAGCAGCCCUUUAUGCCAAAUAUGUGACUGCUGGAGCCCAAUGGGUUUUCAUUGAUGCCAAUGCUCCCCUUGAUGAUGGGGAUGGCUUGCUUAUUGGACCUCAUGGGGCUGAACCAGCCAAUCAUGCAAGCGCACGGUUUGAGAGCUUCAUCCAACUGCAGCAACUGAUGGUGCCUUCCACCUUUGCCUCAAUCCAUGAAGGCCCCACCACAACAUGGACGCACAGCACAGGAAAGAAGAGCCGCAAGGACUACAUCCUCCUCUCCCAGGACGUAGCCAAGUUGGCUAGCAAAAGCUGGGUGGAAGUACACCAUGAUAGCACAUUUGCGCACGAAGACCACCUGCCGGUCGUCCUGCAGUGUGCCGGAUGGUUACCCACGUCCAGUACCCACCCAACCAUUGGAUGGGACGAUCGAGCCAUGCUGGACCCAGCCCAGGUUGAUGCAUUCCAGCGAGCGCUGCGCACACUCCCACUGCCGGCAUGGGACAUUGGGAUAGACGACCACGCUGCCCUGUAUGAGCAGCAGUUGCUGGCCCUCGGCCGCCAGUUCUUUGCACGCAAACCCCGCAAAGAACGCCCUAUCACCCUCAGCUCCCAGACAUUGGAAGCCAUUGCAUUCAAAAGGCAUGUGCUGGAUAUCGGCCGUCAAACCAACAGUAUGCACCUUGAAGACUUCAAGGUGGAACUGCGCAGCAUCGAAAAGACUGUCGCUCGUUUAGUGCGUGAUGAUAUCCAAGGUUUCUACAAUGACUUGCUGAAGCAGAUUCAGGCCUCUGGAGAAAUCUCCAACCACCGCUUGGUCUUUCGACUCCUCCAUAGGUUGGGCCGCAAGAAAGGUGCAGGAGCCAACGGGCCUCGGCCCUUACCCAUGAUCCAGAAACCUGAUGGUACCACUGCCAGCUCCUACCUUGAUCAGCAGCGCACAUGGAUGCAUCAGUUUGCAAGCAUUGAGGCUGGUGUCCCCCGUACUUGGGACGAGCUUGAGCAGCAGCAUGCUGCCUUGCACCCCUCCCAGCCCUGCAAUGACCUUGAACCAGCAGCCUUCCCAGGCCCAUGGCGCAUCCGCAUGCUCAUUGCAAAAUUGCACAGGGACAAAGUCCCGGGUCCCAACCUUGUGCCACCUGCGUUGCUUAAGGCCGGGGGUAGUGUAGUGGCUAAACAGCUUUCAGUCAUGUUCACCAAAGCUGCUGCAGGCGCUCAGGAACCCCUACAUUGGAAAGGGGGGAUCCUGAUCCCACUUUGGAAGGGAAAACUGGCGCCUCACCUGGCAGAGGGAUAUCGAAGCAUCUUUAUCUCGAAUUACACUACCAAACUUUAUCACCAGUGUUUCCGUGCCCAUUUGGUAGAUGCCUGGGAGCAAACGCUGACACACCUCCAAUGCGGAGGCAGGAAAGGCAUAGGUGCCGACGUGGCUCACCAUAUUGUACAAUGCCACCAAUCAUGGUGCAAAGAGAAAGCAGUGCCUUCCGCUGCACUCUUCUUUGACCUUAAAUCGGCAUUUUACAUGGUGUUGAGACAGGCCUUCACUCAGAUUCCCUCCCAUGAUGAUGCAUUCAUGGCAGCAAUGUAUCAAGUCGGGCUGUCCCCUGCCGAAGUUCACAAAUUGAUCACCAAUGCGGCAACCGAUGAUGCUGUCAAAGGGCUCCCACGCCACAUGCAACACAUCCUGCAUGACCUGUUGCACAAUACCUACUUUACAGUGCAAGGCCUCACUGAACCAUGCCAAACCACUCGAGGCACCAGGCCAGGUGAUCCGAUCGCAGACGUGUUGUUUAACCUCUGUAUGCACCUCAUCCUGACCGAUUUCCGUGCCACCAUGGAGCACAGCAAUGAUGUCCCGUGGUUAGGCCAAGCCAGUCCAGUCUCGGACUUGAGUGACAUCCCCAGCAUACCGCCCACAGGAUUCAUUGAUGUUACCUUCGUGGAUGACUGCGUGGUCCUCAUCCAUGGACGGUCCAACGACAGUGUUGCCAACACCAUGAAAGCCGUCGUUCAAGCCAUGGACAAAGCUGCCGCAACACGAGGGCUCAGCAUCAACUAUGAACGUGGCAAGACGGAGGCACUCUGGACCAUUCUUGGUAAAGGGGCCAGGCAGAUGAAACAGACUCUCCAUGAAGCCGGUCAAACCCUGCAGUGGGCACACGAAGGCAUUCAGUAUACGAUACCACUGUGCCACACCUAUAAGCAUUUGGGAACAUGGCUCCAAGCACACCACAAGCAUACCAGGGAAAUCCUGGCCAGGAGCUCGGCAGCCAAGCAACAGUAUGGACAGCUGGCCAGACCCUUUUUCACCAAAAAGUGUAUCACCCUGCCGGUCAAGAGCGCCAUUUUCCAAUCCUUGGUGCUCUCCAAGAUGCUUUACAAUGUGCACACGUGGACAUCCGUCACGCCCAAGCACAUGCAAACCUGGACUAACCACCUCAAAGCCCCCGCUGGCACCCUGCUUAAGGGGCUGCUGAUGGCGCCCACCAGAUUCAUGCAUUCCACUGAUGAAAUGAUGGCCUGCGCAGGUAUCCUCCCGCUCAUGGACCAAGUUCACGCCAACAGGCUUAGGUUCCUUGCACGGCUGCUUAAUGCCUGUCCCCCCAUCACCUGGGCGCUGAUGCACCACACCACAGGACAUCACUCCUGGAUGGCACAAUGCAUGGACUCGUGCCAAUGGCUGCUUUAUCACUAUGACAGCAAGCUUCCCCUGAGCACCUCAUCGCUCUUCCAGGACUGGGUGCAGUUUGUGCGACUGGACCCCAACUGGAAAGGCAGGGUCCGAAAAACAUGCAAGCUCGCCUUGUCGUACCAUCGGGCCAGAGCUGACCAUGCCAUUUGGCAACGGCACUUUGACAGCCGGUUAGCCACCGCAGGAGCCACCCUGCCCGACAAAAACAAGCCGACGCCAGCUCCAGAGCGUUGGCAAUGCGACCUGUGCCAAAAAGUGUUCACCUCCACCAGAGCACUAGCCAUGCAUGCGGCCCGAGGCCAUGGCUACAGGAAAAAAGUCAGGUACUUUGCAAUUGGAGACACAUGCCAAGCAUGUGGGCAAAAUUUUCACACAAGAAAAAGGCUGUCGGUGCACUAUGAAAAGCAGCACAAGUGCUAUGACAUAGUCACUGCCUGUUGGCCGCCUUUUCCCACCGACCUGGUGCAAAGCCUUGACAUAACCGACAAAGCAGACGAAGCGCUGUUGCGCAAACAAGGGUGGUGGGCCGCAAAAGCUUUCCAACCGGUACAGCAGACCCAGGGUCCUACGCUACCACCUGCGGGGUCUGCGGACGCCCAAGCCAUGUAUAGCAAGAUGAUGCAGAGACGUCCGAGCGACGAACUGGCCUAUACGCAGCUGCAAGGCACACGCAUCACAAAGCUUCCACCAACUGACCCACAGCUUUGGUGGACACGUGCCGACCUCCCGGCCUUCAUCAUGCAGUCGGUCAGCGGCAGAGACUGUGCCGGCGGUGCGUUUACAAUGCAAGGCCUUGCCAGAGAGACCGCCAUGCUCCACGUCCGAGCACUUGUUGUGGUGCACUUCUUCAGCGGAUUCCGCAGGAUGGGUGAUAUCCAUCACAUCCUCGACCACCGCACCAUGGAGACCGGAGCACAGGUCUUUACCAUCUCGGUAGAUCUAUGCAUGCAGCGGGUCAAUGGCGACCUAGCCACGCCCCAGGCCUCACGAUGGUGGCGAGAGCGAGUCCUUGCUGGACAAGUGGUGGCGGCUGGAGGAGGCCCACCAUGUGAAACGUUCACUGUGGCACGACAGUAUGAAGGAGGCCCCAGACCGUUGAGGGACGCAGCCCAUCCCCUUGGUCUUCCGGGACUCACGCUCAAAGAGUGGGCACAGCUACGUAUCAGUGACCGGCUCCUCCGCUUCCUGCUCGAUGUACUCGUGGCCCUUGCUCUCAUGGGAAUGAGCGGCUUUUUGGAACAUCCGCAAUUUCCAACGUGGUGCACCAGAGGCUCCCCGGCGAGCAUUUGGGCCACCGAAGCCCUCAUCAUCCUGAAGAACCUGGGAUGCUUCAGUGUGGUGAGCUUCGAUCAAUGCACAGUGGGCGCCCUGGGGAAAAAACCGACCACUCUACUUCUGCUGAGACUGCCGAAGGUGCGGGACCGGCUCUUGGGACGUGGCCGCUGUGGGCGAUGCAAUCACCCACCUGGAACACAUGUGGCGCUGAUAGGCCGCCAGGAAGAUGGCACGUUCCACACGGCCAAAGCCAAGGUAUACCCCUACGGCCUCAACAAGAUUCUGGGUGAAGCACUCUUCGACGCAGCAACACAGUGGCAACACCUCAACAUCGCCACUGACUUGCCGGCGGAGUUCACUCCUUAUCUGGAGCAGUCGUGCCAUGCCCCCGAGAUCGUACAACCGGUGGAGUACGAGUUGGACGAGGGUCUGAUCUCCUUCGGCUCCUGCCUGGAACGAGGCCAAUACGCCAAGGCGGUGGACCUCUUGGAGGAACUUCCACUGACGCCCGAGACAGAGGCCAUGUGGCGUUCACUGGCAGAUGCCUCCAUGGAGCACUUCAAUCUGCCGGUGGCCGAGCGCUGCUAUGCUGUGCUGGGCGACGUGGCCAAGAGCCGAUACCUGCACAAGGUGAAUCGCCUCAUCCAAGAUCAUGCUGAAGAAGUGGGCGGUGAUGGAUCCAGUUACUACAUGGCGCAGGCCAAAAUGGCCAUGUUGGCCAAGCAGUUCCAACGGGCAGAGGCGGUGCUGGGGAGUUGGGUAUAG